AUGCUUGGUUAUGCCAGGAAAAUUGGUCCAGUGAAUAGUUGUCUAGCUGAGUUGUGGUCCCUUAGAGAUGGGCUAAUCCUUUGUGUGCAAGCCCAAGUCCAAGCACUGAUUGUGGAGAUGGAUGCCAAAGCCUUGGUGGAUGCGUUCUCAAACCAAACUAAAUCUAAUGUUGUUAAUUCUUCAUUGAUGGAAGAUUGCAGACAUUUAGCUAGUCAGAUUUCCCAAGUAAGUUUUAGACAUGUUUAUAGAGAAGCAAACAUGUGUGCAGAUCAGUUGGCGAAGUUAGGAGCGUCCAUGGAAAAUGAUUUCGUUGUAUUCUCUAGUCCUCCUGUGUGUAUUGUUCCCUUUGUUGAAGCUGACUGUCGUGGGCAGUAUGUAAACAGGCUUUGUCCUGUAUCUGUUUCCCCUGUUUAG
This is a messenger RNA of Quercus lobata, 414 nucleotides long. RefSeq lists its product as uncharacterized. The coding region runs from base 1 to 414 and encodes 137 amino acids. The transcript has a single exon. The record is from RefSeq and is a predicted model, not a curated record. Gene Ontology annotation, molecular function: nucleic acid binding; RNA-DNA hybrid ribonuclease activity. NCBI's taxonomy places the organism in Eukaryota, Viridiplantae, Streptophyta, Magnoliopsida, Fagales, Fagaceae.